Pseudonaja textilis is the source of this 1234-nucleotide messenger RNA. It is a transcript of the gene CHST8, whose product is annotated as carbohydrate sulfotransferase 8. Gene Ontology annotation, cellular component: membrane. The record is from RefSeq and is a predicted model, not a curated record. Gene Ontology annotation, biological process: proteoglycan biosynthetic process; carbohydrate biosynthetic process. Gene Ontology annotation, molecular function: sulfotransferase activity. Lineage: Eukaryota; Metazoa; Chordata; Lepidosauria; Squamata; Elapidae.
AUGACAUAUGGCCAGGGAUCUCGGGAAGCUACAAGAGAAGGUGCUUCGAGCAACGACCAGGGCGGGAAAACGCAGGGCCACGGAGGCUAUAUCUUUCUGGUGGGAAACCAGGGGGCCUCGUUACACCCCAUGCAAGAUGAGUCUGUGAAGCAGCGAAGCAGCUCAGGCCGUGCCCGGAAGGCUUCAGUGGGGAUUCGAGACCGACAGCGGAAAAGUUCAGCUGCUAACUCUGCCAGGGCCUAUCAACGAAGGAGGAGAUUUGUCCUGAAAAGAGGCCCCCUCCGGAUUGCAGUGAACGGCUCCUUCCUCGGCCUGCCCGUCCUGAAAGCUGAGGGGAAGGACGAGCUGAGGUGGAGACGCCUCUAUGAGGUCCAACGAGAGAGGAAACGCAUCAUGAGGGAGACUUGCGCCAAGUACAAGAGCAACAACAAAAGAGUCAUCACCCCUUAUCAUGUGUCCAGGAUAUUUGUGGAAGAUAAAUAUCGAAUUUUAUAUUGUGAAGUCCCUAAAGCUGGCUGCUCCAACUGGAAGAGAGUGCUCAUGGUUCUGAACGGACUGGCCUCCUCAACCAGGGUUAUUCAGCACAAUACCGUGCAUUACGGGAAUUAUCUGAAGAAGCUGGACAGUUUUGAUCACAAAGGGAUCAACUACAGGCUCAGUACUUACACGAAGAUGCUCUUUGUCCGGGAACCUUUUGAGAAGUUAGUGUCGGCAUUUCGAGACAAGUUUGAGCAUCCAAACAAUUAUUACCACCCCGUCUUUGGCAGGCCCAUUAUUUCCAAGUAUCGCCCCAAUGCCACCAAGGAGGCUCUGAGGACAGGCUCUGGGGUAGAGUUCAAAGAGUUCAUUCAGUAUCUUCUCGAUGUGCAUCGGCCGGUCGGCAUGGACAUCCACUGGGAUCACAUCAACAGGCUCUGUAGUCCGUGCUUAGUAGACUAUGACUUCAUUGGGAAGUUUGAAACCAUGGAAGAAGACGCUAAUUUUUUCCUCCAUUUGAUAAAUGCUCCCCAGAACUUAACUUUCCCUAGGUUUAAAGAUAGACAUUCCAAUGAAGAGAGGACAACCUCUCAGAUCACACAACAAUAUUUUACACAGCUUUCUCCUUCUCAAAGGCAGAGUAGUUAUGAUUUCUAUUAUAUGGAUUAUUUAAUGUUUAAUUACUCAAAGCCCUUUGAAGACCUUUAUUAAGUGGAGGUGACCUGUUGGUUGCAACCUUGUGGGGCUCCUCCUAUGC